Messenger RNA from Brugia malayi, 663 nucleotides. RefSeq lists its product as uncharacterized. Lineage: Eukaryota; Metazoa; Nematoda; Chromadorea; Rhabditida; Onchocercidae. The record is from RefSeq and is a predicted model, not a curated record. The transcript is spliced from 5 exons. The coding region runs from base 1 to 663 and encodes 220 amino acids.
AUGGGUUACCGACUUGUAUGGUCAAGAAGUGGUGGCCCGAAGGACACAUUGGAAUGGGCACCACCUCUACGAGUUGUUGCUGUCGUGACCCUUUUUGCUUCAACUCUCGAUCUGAUAGCCGAUUUUCUAUUUUGCAGCAAGAUAGCGGAAUUUUUGCCGAAUUUCCACAGUGACGCAGCUUUUUUGGCUGCUUAUGGUUAUUUCUUUUUCACUGGCAUUUCUGUGAUUGUUUAUGUCUUUGAGAUGACUGAUGUUUGCUUGACACUGAAGAAUGAUUGUGAAAAUGUUUUUAAUGCGCGAUUAGCUAAAUCACUAGUACUUGCUGCUGAAGAAGUACCAUUACCAAUUUUACUAAAUGUGUUGUUCGCAUAUGAACCGAGUAUGCCUAUAGCAAGUCCAGCACGUCUUGUCUCCUGGAUCAAAUUGAUUGCUUUGACAUGGGGCAUCGUCAAGUUCACUAAAUUGCGCUUCUUUUGGUGCUGCCUACCGCUUAAUCCAAAGCAUGACACCAAGGAGAACAUUCGUCGUUGUUUCACGUGGACGUUGUAUCGCAUUACAAUGAUUUUCGUUAAUAUCUGUCAUAUAAUUGCAAUUUCCAUUGUUAUUUACAACAUUGUAAUUACUGGCAAAGCUGAUCGACGGAUUAAAUCAAAUAAUUCUUGA